UUUUCCUCCCAGGGAACGAGGAAAAGGGGAAGAAGAAGCGCAUGCCGUCUCUAUAGUAACUUAGUUUGCACUGUAAACGCUGUUUAGCCAAGAAGCUAACGGGGUUGUUCAUGAUUAUCGGGCUACAUUUGGUCUGGCUAUUGCACAUUUAAGCAUGACUAAAUUACACUACAGAGUCCUGGUAAGAUAGAAACGUGAUCAUGUUUCAGUUUGUGAUGCUGGGAACCAGGAGGCGAGCAUAUAACUUCAUUCAGCUUCCUCCGGAGAAGUGAACCAUUAAAGACAUGUCUUCCCCAGAAUCAACGGUGGCGGUACUGCCCAUAUGGGGCAUGGCGCUGCCUCUUCCCGCCGUGCUGAUGAUUGCUGUCGGCAUUUACGUCUUCGUCCUCGCGAUGGCGCUCUGGUUCCGCCAUUGUCUCAAGGACCGCUGUACAGGCAUGUGGAACGACUGCUGUCCGGACCUCUCCCCCUGUGAGCACUGCUUGGUGUGGGCGGAAUCCUGCGACUGUCGCCCGCCGUCUGUCCGCUCGUGCCUGGACAAUACCUGCCCUCCCCCCACCUGUGCCAAAUGGGACUGCACCUGCACAUGCCAGCCGCCCGAGUGCGAAUCCUGCAACUGCCUCUGCUUCGAGAUCAAGCUCCGCUAGCGUCAAACACCUAUAGGGUCCCCUCUGUGCCGAUGGACACGUGGUACUGAUGAUGGAGGGUGUCCGAGCGCACAGCGGUCGAAUGCGUUGUGAUACACGGCACCAGGCUUUUGUCGGGACCACAGGGGCUGGUGGGUAUCUAGACGUUCCACUCUUUCCAGCUCGGUUGGUGCAUUUGUUUGAAAAGAACAGACUCUCAGACACCACCGGACUGACUUUCACACAGACAGUGUUGUGUUUUGACGCAACAAAGGCACAUGUAAAUAUAUUGCGUCAUAUGUUCACGUGAAUGUCUGUAUCCUUCUUUCAUACCACUGUGUGCGAGUGAUCUGCAUUUGUACUCUACACCUGUGCUGCCUUCCCUCGAUUACAACUUUUGUUACUGUGUCAAAUAUAAUCUUAAUAUUCGAUAUGAUGUUCUUUUAUCCCAGGUGGGAAAUUACAAUAACAUAUACUUGUUUACAACACCGUUUGGUAUUUUACUUUUUUUAUUAGAAAAUGAACUCUACAUGAUUUGAGUUCCUUAUUGCCUUCGCGCUAUUUGCUAUUCUUUUUUUUUUAAAUCUUUGAUGUUCUUCAUAUCCAUUAGGUACAUAAUGCUUAUUUUAUAUUGAUUUUAGUACAGUUAUAAAGUCACUUGUUUAAUGUACUAUAUAUGUUCUACUCUUAAGUAGAACAAUAUAUUGUUUUCUCUCAUUCCUUGUGUGAGUUUUGGACAUUUGUAGUGCUUCCUAAUGCUCUAUUGCCAACACAACGUUUCCAAAACAAAGGAGGGAGAGAGGGAGAGACAGAGAGAGACGGAGAGAGAGACAGAGAGAGAGAAAAAAUAUUGAUCAGAGGGUAGGCUUAGCGUUUGAAGGUGGGUAAUGCUUGACCAGUCGUAUGUGUUGUGUGACCCCGAGGGCUAAGUGGGAGAAAGAGAGAGAGAGAGCGAGAGAAGGCCAUGAUAGCCAGCUUGUAAUGUUGACAAAGGUCUGCCUGACAAAGAAAACCGGUCCCCCGAGAUAGCAGUAUAGUCUUUCACCUAUCUUAAUAUUCUAUUGUAGCAAUCUUCAUGAAUACUGUCUGUGCAAUGGAGCAAUCGCCAACGUUGCUGCAAGAGGAAACAUAGAACCGUAACACUGCUGUGUGGUGAUUUGAGCGUGUUUGAAAUGUUGCAAGAUAUAUAAAGGCCUCUGGUGACACAUUCA
Molecule: messenger RNA, 1837 nt
Organism: Gadus morhua (Atlantic cod)
Lineage: Eukaryota; Metazoa; Chordata; Actinopteri; Gadiformes; Gadidae
Exons: 5
Coding region: 285-647 (120 amino acids)
Source: RefSeq, a predicted model, not a curated record